Molecule: messenger RNA, 6536 nt
Organism: Diorhabda sublineata
Lineage: Eukaryota; Metazoa; Arthropoda; Insecta; Coleoptera; Chrysomelidae
Gene: ras
Product: inosine-5'-monophosphate dehydrogenase
Exons: 9
Coding region: 296-1897 (533 amino acids)
Biological process (GO): GTP biosynthetic process
Cellular component (GO): cytoplasm
Molecular function (GO): IMP dehydrogenase activity
Source: RefSeq, a predicted model, not a curated record
AAAUGGGAAUGACCUUACUAAAUUUUAACACGCAACUACUGAUUGGUGUGGGAAGAUGAUGAUACGAUAGGCCGAUGCAAAUGAAGCUUUAAUAGUGCGGCUUGUUGCUUAUAUUGUUUCUAAGGAACAAAUAAGUUUUCUUAAUUUUGUAAUACUUGAUAUUUUUCUCGUUUAAUUUUUAUAGCGUGAGAGUGAGUGGCUAUAAACACAAUCAACAUAAUAGCUGCUGUUAUUGAUUUUUUCAUUCCCUAACCUGCCUUUUCCACCACGUGGGAUAUACUUUCCUUAUUUUUAAAUGGUUAAAAACCAGGAAAAUCACUCAAAUAAUAUGGGUGACCAGAAUCAUAAUUCUAAUAAUAGUACAGUUGACAUGGAUCUUGAAGAUGGUCUUUGUGCCUUUGAGUUGAUGAAUAAAGGCAAUGGUCUUACAUAUAAUGAUUUUAUUAUUCUGCCAGGUUAUAUAGAUUUUCCACCAUCGGAAGUUGAUCUUUCUAGUCGUCUUACGAAAAAAAUCACUCUUAAAGCACCAUUUGUUUCAUCCCCAAUGGAUACAGUCACAGAAGCUGACAUGGCCAUAGCCAUGGCUUUGUGUGGUGGCAUAGGAAUAAUUCAUCACAAUUGCCUUCCAUCGUACCAAGCCAAUGAAGUAUUAAAAGUGAAAAAGUAUAAACAUGGUUUCAUCCAUGACCCAGUAGUUCUUUGCCCAACAAACACUGUAUCUGAUGUACUUAAAGUAAAAAGUGAGCAUGGCUUUUGUGGAAUUCCUAUUACAGAAAAUGGAAAAUUAGGAGGAAAAUUAGUUGGAAUAGUAACUUCAAGGGAUAUUGAUUUUUUGGAUGACACCAACUUUCAGAGUAUUAAACUAGAACAAAUAAUGACAAAACUAGAAAAUUUAGUGACUGCACAAUCCGGGGUCACACUAACAGAAGCCAACCAUAUUCUAGAAAAAAGUAAAAAAGGAAAAUUGCCGAUUGUAAAUGCGCAAGGUUGUCUGAUUGCUCUUAUGGCUAGAACUGACUUGAAGAAAGCCAAGAGCUAUCCUAUUGCAUCCAAAGAUGACAAUAAACAGCUUAUUGUUGGUGCAGCAUUAGGAACCCGAGAGGAAGAUAAGGCUAGGCUAGCACUUUUAGCUCAAGCAGGAGUUGAUGUGGUAGUACUGGAUUCUUCACAAGGAAACUCAAUCUACCAGAUAGAAAUGAUCAAGUACAUUAAAAGUAAUUUUCCCAAUUUGCAAAUUAUUGCAGGAAAUGUUGUUACACGAAAACAAGCUAAAAAUCUAAUAGAUGCUGGAGCAGAUGGUUUGAGAGUCGGAAUGGGUAGCGGAAGUAUUUGUAUAACACAAGAAGUGAUGGCUGUAGGAAGACCUCAAGCUACAGCUGUUUAUAAGGUCAGCCAGUAUGCUAAACAUUUUGGAGUACCCAUUAUUGCUGAUGGAGGUAUUCAAUCCAUAGGCCAUAUUACUAAAGCACUUGCUCUUGGUGCUUCAACAGUCAUGAUGGGGUCCUUGUUAGCUGGUACCUCAGAAGCUCCUGGUGAAUACUUCUUUUCUGAUGGCGUGAGACUUAAAAAAUAUCGAGGAAUGGGAAGCAUAGAGGCUAUGGACAGAAAAGAUGCCAUGGGAUCAGCUAUGAACAGAUAUUUCCAUAACGAGGUAGAUAAAUUGAAAGUAGCCCAAGGAGUUAGUGGCAGUAUUGUUGACAAAGGAUCAGUAUUGCGGUUUGUACCUUACCUACAGUGUGGGAUUAAACAUGGAUGUCAAGAUAUUGGUGUGAAAUCACUAAAUGAACUGAGGGAGUGGAUGUCUACUGGUAAACUUCGUUUUGAACUCAGGACACAUUCUGCUCAAGCAGAAGGAAAUGUUCACAGUCUAUUCUCAUAUGAAAAGAGACUGUUUUAAAAUUUAAUCAAUAAAUGACGGCUUAUGCAGCCUUUAUUUAUAUCCAUUUGAUUAUGAGAUUAUGUUUUAUAUUGUUUAAAAAAAAAUCUCUUAAACAGUAAGUUUUGAUUCAAAAAAAAAAAAAUUCGCUCAAAUGCGAUAUAAUCAUUCGAAAGUUAUGGGGAUUGCACCAUUAAAAUUAUUUGAAAAUAUUUUAAAAGCUGAUGUCAUUUUAUGAUCAUUUUUAUAAAUUUUGAUACAGGGUGUUACUUUUUGUACAUAUUGAUUACAAGUUGUGCUAAAUAAACGUAUUUUGUGCCAAAGGUGAACAUUUGAUAACUGUUAUUUAAACAAGACAUUAUUACUCUAAUGUGAAUAUUGUUAUAAGUGGAGCUUACAUGGAGGCAAGAAAACUUGACAAUUGCGAGUAAUAUAAAGUAAUACGUGAUUUUAGAGAAGAAUAUAGAAACUUAAAGUUGGAAUAUCUAUCUCAUAAAAAGUCGGAGAACCCGUGAAAUAUAAAUCCGAGGGGAAAACUAGUACCAAUAAAAUCGCUAUUCAUAGUCACCUGUCGUGAGUUUGACAAAUUUUAAGAGAUGAGAAUUUUUUAAAUAUGUCUCACUUUUUAUUGGGUUGCUCUUAUCAUCUUAUUAUAUGUUGAAGAAAUAACAAGAGAUAAUAAUAAUACCUUAUAGGCUAUGUAUAUACUGGAGACUUGACUUCAGGUGAAAGAGAUAAAAAAAAAUUCAGAACAAGUUGCUAGUAAUAGUAUGGCUGUUAAAGGAACACAAGUCAAUAGUGGACAAUGAUAGAGCAGAUAUGUGAGAUGUUUGAAAAGAUGAUAGAAGAAAUCACAAAAUUGAAAACAAAUAAACUGGAUAUCUCAUAAAGAAAAAUGGAGAAAUGAAGAAAGAACCUGGAGCAGAGUUGAAAAAAAAUAUUGUAUUGACAGGAAUUUAAGUGUGGCAGUAAUGUAUUGGAAGGAAAAGGAAAAAUUAUGUAUACAUUUUGAUACCACGAAAUGGCGAAUAUUCAUUGAAAUAUGAUUCCACCGUGACUUGUAAUGACAGAAGAUUUUCACUGAAAAAAUUAUAUUAUUAUGCAUUAUGUUAGUAUUAUCCUCAUAAUUUUCUCUGACAAAGAGAGGAAAGUUGGAAAUUUCAAACAAUUUUUAACGUUUACUGGUUUUGAAUAUAGGAUACAGAUGACAAACUUAUGCAGUUCAACUACAAUAUUUUAGACGACAGAAAGGAUGGACAUUUGAAUUUAAUUACUGAUUUAUCUUUGCAGUAGUACAAUUUCAGUCUUUCUUUUCUUGCACAUUAUUGUUAUAAUUAAUUCGAAGAAGUCUUUAUUUAAGCUUUUAAAGUUGUACUCUUAUUUUCUUUUAGAUUUUUUAUGCACAUGCUGAUUUUUUAUGUUACUAAUAUUUAUUCAUCCACUAAGGAAUAGCUUUUUAAUUUCAAACAGUUCCAUAGGAAUUUGUAUAUGUCUUGAUUGAUUAUAUUAGAAAGUGGUUCUUAUAGUUAUAGUAGAAGUUACUAAAUUAUCAGAUAACUGAAUUUUUUAUUAUAACUAAUGCUAGUACAUUAGUUAUACAGUGAAUGACCGAAUUAUUAUAGAAAAACAAGUUUCAAUGUAAAAGACAAAUCUAAAUGCCAACUGCUCAAUAUAAGAAUACAAUUUUAAACAAUACAUUAUUUUUUUAAUACUGAACUGAACUGGACCAAGUAAGGAAACUAUGUAUUUGAAAAAUUUCAUGGAAUCAUUGACUCUACAACGGCAAUUAUAGUCUACAACUAUGUUAGUAUUGAUAUCUUUAUGUUGGUUGGGUACAAUGAACAAGUGAGACAAAUUACAUAUUUCUCCCGAACGCAGAAAUGAGAGAGAAAUGUGUCAUUUUCUCACGCAUUUCAUUGUACCUCUAGAGAUAUGUUGUUUUUAUGUCUGAAAAGUUGAACAGUUUACAGCCGGUAGAAAAAAAUGAUUCAUGUACAUUUUCAUCACCAGCUAAUUUUUACUCACUGGCCUGUGUUGUGGACGUACUUCAUCAAUUAUAUUUUCCCAUAUUGGAACAAACGUUAUCAAAUAAAUAAAACAAGUAAUCACCAAAUAAAAGCCAUUUAAAAACAAAAAAUUUCGCGAUUAAUUUGACCUGUUCAAUACCUCUUGAAAAAUUGUGAAAGUAAACAAAACUUAAUGUAUUUGUUAGCUCCUUACAUCCUCACAAAACCAUUUGUUGUCCAUAGAUUUGACCUGAUACAUAUAUAUUUAUAUAACCUGUAUAUAAAAUUUUAUACCAAACAAAUAGUAUAUCAAAAACACUUGGAAUUACAAAGAAAAAAAUUUAAAGUAUAAAAAUUCUUAAUGAAUAUGUAUUUAUUGCGUUAGAUGUAAUUUCUUUAUAUACAAAUAUUCCUAUCCAUUGUGAAAAAUAUGUUACUAAAAAAAUAGGACAAAAUUGAAAAAUAUACAGAAAUACCUCAAAACGAAUUUAUAAAAGCUAUAGAACUUAUACUUCCAACAACGUACUUCAAAUAUGAAAAUGAAAUAUAUAAACAAAUUGGUUGUGCCAUGGGUUGAUGUGUUAUUGGUUUUCUUGAGUACUUGAUUGCUUUGCAGAUGGAGUGAUCUUAUCGGUUAAGGUUUCUUAAGUAGGGAGUAGCUAAUGAUUGCAUAAUUUGAGCUAUUUGAUAUUUAUUGGGGAUGCACUGAGAGUUACUAUGAUUUGAGAAUAAUCCGAAGAAAGGUCGUAGUUAUUAAAAAUUGUGGAUUUUAUUAAUAUUGAUGUGCCAGCGUGUGCCGUGUUGUCUGGAUGGUUGGUGUAAUACAAGUUGUAGUUAUAUCUAUAAAGUUGGUAGAACAUGUUUCUAAAUUCGUCUAAAAGUUUAGUGAGUGUAUUGACAGUAUUUUCCUCUGGUACUAACUUUGUUGUUUGGCCCCCCACUGCAUGUGCAUAGUUGGUUUGGUGAAGAGAGUUGUUUUGUGAUGUGGUUUGUUGUGUUUGGAUUGGGUACUGGUUGGUUAGGUUAGGCUAUUGUUCUGGUAAAAUUGAGAAAAUUCGCAUCCCUUGUAGUUGGCUGGGUGAGCCACCACAUGAGCACAUGUUGCUGGAGUACCCGUGCUUUUUUUUACAUACCUUAGUAUCAUGUGAGCGUCCACAUUUUACGCACACAAACGGUCGAUUAUUUUGUUCUGUAGUCCCUUUAUUUCAUAUAUGUCCUUGUUAUUUAAGCUGGUUCCAGGUCCAUGAAAAACAUGUUUAGUGGUUCUUUGGUUUGUCUAUGUUUAAUGUUAACAUUUCUGACUUUGUGGUUCAUGCCCUCUAGAUCUGUUUUUAUGUCGUUUGGGUUCUGUGGUGUGAUGGAGAUAUUUGAUAACUACUCUGUAGGCCCCGCUUUCUUUGUGUUGGUAGGUAUGGUGAACUAUGUUUUUAUCAUAUAAUUGGCUAAUGUUCUUUAAAUCUGUGCAGUUGUGGUGGUUAUUUUAAUUACAUUGUCUGCCAAAGGUUUCGUAUGGUAUUGAUCUUGGUUAGGAUUUCUUAAAUGCUAGUUUCCAUGCCCGAAUUAACUUUUACUUCAUAUUUUGUUACUGUUUUCAAGUUCCUCUUCAUGAUUUGCAAGAGUGCUAUAUCUGUUGCUCAGUGCAACAUUAGUCUUGGUAAUGGUUUUUUUCUUUUGACACUUACAAUUUGCCACGGGUUGUUAUUGGAGUAUUCCAUUUCGUCUUCAGAGGAGAUCGUGCGGACUAUUUGUAUGCUGUUUUGAGUAAUCGGGUGAUUGAAAUGGCUUUGAUUUGGGGGAGCAUGAUUAUUGUCUGUUGGGAAUGUUGAAAUUUGUGCGAAACCCUUGUAGUGUAGUGGUAUGCUUGGCUUUUUAUUGGUGCAAAGUUUGGUGAUUUAUGCGUAUAUGCAUGAUGACUCUUGCAUUUGUGGGUUACCCUGUAUAAAUAUUGGCUGUCCGUUGUUAUUAAAUUCAGCGAGGUUCCCUUGUGUGCACAUAUUUAUUUUUAUAGUUUUUUGGUAUUGUUUUUAUCGCAAGAAACUCACAUUUCGAUAUGAUAUAGAAACUUAUCUUUAUAUAGAAAUUUAUAUAUAAAUUCAUUAUCUUUUAUCUAUUAUUCAAAAAAAGGCCUUUAUUUUCAACAAUUGCUUAAAUAAUAAAAAAAAGAUCAAUGAUAAUAAGUUUGGCUUACAGAUCUAUCUAAAUAUCAGUACCUGAUUUUAGAUGCUUAGUUAUUCAAAAAAUGCAUUGAAAGAAAAUAAUUGUCAGGAAAAAUGAUGAACAACAAAUUCCAGAAAACGAUAAACAUAUAUUAUAACCAAUUGCGAAAGUAAACAUCAAAAUAUAAAACAUUUUUUCUUGCCACAUGUACAAGGACUUCUAGUAUUAGGAUAAGUCAAAAAGGUCAAAAUACAUUAUUCAAAUAUUUCACUACAUUAAAAUCUAAAAUACCAAAAACUAAAGAAAUAAAAUUAUAUAUCAAGUGCUUGUACUAAUUGUGACGCAGUCUACGUAGGGCAGACAUUUUAGUACUUGGAAAAUAUACUAAAAGAUCAUUAAUACGAUGGAAAAUAUGAAGCUGCAUUAACGAAUCACGAAAUAACAAGAACAAGAAGAAAUAAAUUAACUUAUAAGAUUCAAAAAUUCUUGUAACGGAA